Messenger RNA from Malurus melanocephalus (red-backed fairy wren), 1938 nucleotides. It is a transcript of the gene INSYN2A, whose product is annotated as inhibitory synaptic factor 2A. Gene Ontology annotation, biological process: inhibitory postsynaptic potential. The coding region runs from base 239 to 1639 and encodes 466 amino acids. NCBI's taxonomy places the organism in Eukaryota, Metazoa, Chordata, Aves, Passeriformes, Maluridae. The transcript has 4 exons. The record is from RefSeq and is a predicted model, not a curated record. Gene Ontology annotation, cellular component: postsynaptic density.
ACAAGUUCCCCUCGGCGGGGAGCCGGCCGAGGGGACCCCCCGACAGCGAGCCCCCGCCGCAGCCCAUGAGGGCAGCGGGGGAGCGCGGCGGCGGCGGCUGCGGCUCCUCCGGCGGCUCGGCGGCUCCGCGGCAGAUGCGCCCCGGCGGCGCUCAGGCUCUGACGCCCAGCUCGCCCCGGCGGCUGGAGGGAGAUGCUCGCCCAGACCGCCGCUUCUGCGUGAGGAAGCACAAGGCAUCAUGGUGAGUAAGGAGCCCAGCAAAUGCUUACUCACCGCCUCGGACAGCGACGUCGAGCCCGCGGCUUCGCUGGCGCUGGAGAUGAAAUACGCGCUGGACCCCAACCGGCAGAUCAAGAAACGGAACAAAGCCCUGCAGGUGAGGUUCAAGGACAUCUGCGAGGCCCAGAACGAGCAGAGGGACAAGCAGCUCUCCAGCUCCUCCACGCAGGACCCCGACAAGAGGGAGGCCAAGGCCAUCGCCUACAAGACAGCCUACCGCAAGUACAUGACGGUGCCCGCCCGCAGGUCCAUCCCCAACGUCACCAAGAGCACCGGAGUCCAGACRUCCCCUGAUCUUAAAAAGUGCUACCAGACCUUCCCCCUGGAUCGGAAAAAGGGCAACGUCCUGAAAAGCGCCGCCACGGUGGAGGCACUGCCGAGUGAGAACAACGGGUUCCUGAUCGAGGUGAAGGACAGGGAGAGCCGGGGCUCGGCAGAGGCGGCGGCGUGGGGCAGGAAGGCGGGCAGCCUGCAGACGGCCGAGUUCAUCUCCCACAUCUCCGAGCGYGCCGCGCACGACGACGGCGCCGAGGCCUGGAAAAGCAGCGAUUUGCACAGUUCUCCCAAAGAGCCGCCUCCUCCUCCUCUGCCCAGCUUGGCUGAACCCGGUGAGGAGGAGGCGGCGCGGCCAAGCCGGGCCCGAGCGGCGGUGGCACGGUUGGGCAGCGAGGAGGCCGCUCAGCCUCUCCACGGGAGGGUGUUCAAAACCGAAGUGGCCGCGGUUUAUCUGCCCGCCUCGCAGGCCGACCUGGCCGACUGGGGGCCGUGCCCCGACGAGGACGACAAGAGGACGGUGCAGCUCAACGGGGUGCAGCCCCCGGCCGGAGAUGCCCGAGCGUGCGCGGCGCGGGCGCAGUGCCCGGCCCCCGAAUGUAGUGACCGGAGCCUGCAGGUCAACGUGGCGCCCGUGGAGGAGAGCCAGCCCUGCCGGACGGCCGUCGCCGUGAGCCAGGAAUGCCAACAAAUCGUGCCUCACACCGAAGUUGUGGACUUGAAAGCGCAGCUUCAGAUGAUGGAGAACCUGAUCAGCUCGAGUCAGGAGACCAUCAAAGUGUUGUUGGGUGUUAUACAGGAGCUAGAGAAGGGAGAAGCUCACCGGGAAGGGCUUUCCUAUCGGACCGGGCAGGACACGGCCAAUUGUGACACAUGCAGGAACAGUGCAUGUAUUAUCUACAGUGUGGAAUUGGAUUUCAAACAGCAAGAAGAUAAACUCCAGCCAGUUUUGAGAAAACUUCAUCCUAUUGAGGAAACUCAGGUUGCACCUUUGCCUUAUUCUCAGGAGAGCUACUCCUCCACUCCCAAGCAAAAAUCCAAAACUGAAUCAAAAAAGCACGGAAGAUGGAAACUCUGGUUCCUUUAACCCAAGUCCAUUACAUGUGGAGUUCAAGGCCUUCUCUGAUAAAUAUUUGGAGUUGUCUCCGUGAUCUCUGACGGGAUCGUGGCGAAGGAGGAGCGUUCCUGGCCAAGGGCAGCACCCAGUUCUCACCGCGUGUACCAAAAAGGCCUUUGUACCUACGGACCCAUCCCGGGAGCAGGGGCUGGGGGAGCACCCUGCCCUCCUCYACUGCAGCUGGCCAACGUGGGAUGUGAACCUGAACGGCAAUUUGGACAAAGAUGGAAGUGAAACUGUUUUUUCCCCGCUCAGAUCCGCCGGCGUCG